UCAAAGGAAAAUUCAACAAAAAUGAAAAUGAAAAUUUCAACAAAAUUCGAAGAAAAUUAAAAGGAAAAUUCAAAGAAUAAUUCGAAACAAAAAUAAAUUUUUGUGUCCCAACAAAAAAAAUUCCAGAGCACUCAAUUUCUUGUGUUCCAUCUCCCAACUUUUCUUUUUUACUUUUUUAUCAUCGAGUGCGUGCGUGUAAGAAAAAAUAAUACUCAUAUCAAAAAAAAAAAAAAAAAAAAAAAAGUGUGACAAUAUUUUACUGUGAAUUUUUCUUUACCAAAAAAAAAAGAAAAAAAAAAGUGAAAAAAAGUGCUUUCAAGUGACAAUUUUUUUUUUACCAACUGGUGUAUUUUUCAAAAAAAAGUAUUCUCUCUCUCUCUCUCUCUUAACCCGCCCCACCCCGAUAUCGUCUCGUCACCUCUCUUUUCUCUCGCCCCACCCCAAAAAAAUAAAAAGGAAAAAAAAAACUCGAUCCGCAACGAUCAAAGUCAUUGCAUUGAAAGCAUAUGCACAACGAGAGAAAACAAGAUAUUAAAUGGACGGACUAGAAAAUUGUGUCUUUGGAUAAUAAAUUACGACGUGAAAAUAGAAAAUCGAAUAUUGGAAAAUUAAAAAAUAAAAAAGUGUUUCGAGAAUAGUGGGAAAAAUUUCGUAAAUAAGGAAAAAAAAAGAAGAGAGAGAAAAAAAAAAUUGUCGCGAGGAGGAAUUUUCAAUCUACUAUAUAUAUAUAUAUAUAUAUUUAAAGGAAAGAAGAGAGAACACACAUCGAAGGCGACGUAACCGCCUGACUGUGACACAUUUUUUUGAUCAACAACCUUGACAACCAUUUCAUCACUCUCAAAGCCCAAAAUGCACAUUGAAGUGCAAGUGGCUCUAAAUUUUGUGAUAUCAUAUCUCUACAAUAAACUUCCAAGACGUCGGGUGAAUAUAUUCGGUGAGGAAUUGGAGAAGGCAUUGAAGGACAAAUUCAAGGGCCACUGGUAUCCGGAGAAGCCGUUCAAGGGCUCGGCGUUCAGAUGCCUCAAGACUGGCGACCCCAUAGACAGAGUGCUGGAGCGCGCGGCCAAGGAGAGUGGCGUGCCCAUUCAGGACAUACUCGAGAACUUGCCCGCCGAGCUGGCCGUGUGGGUCGAUCCCGGCGAGGUGAGCUAUCGCAUCGGCGAGACGAGUGUCAUUAAAAUCCUCUACUCGGAGUCGGCCGAUUUGCACGAGGACUCGUCGGCGGAUCGCGAGGUCACCAAGACAUUCAAUCCCGAGGCGCAAUGCUUCCGGCCAAUUGAAUCCGUGGGCACGUCGCUCAGUGGGCUGAGUCUGAGUCCAAAGUCGACGUCGCCAUUCGCUAAUUCACUGGCCAACGGUGGUGGAGGAGGGAAUGGAGGGGGGAGCAAUGGGAGUACGAGCAGUAAUGGGAGCAACGGCUCGAAUAGCAAUAAUCAACAGAAUGGUCAUGGUUCUGGUUCGUCGUCGGCUCCGUCGCCCACUCCACUGUCGAGUUCCUUUAAGAAUUCACCGAGUCCGGGGCCGAGUUUUAUACCGAGAUCCACUGCUCCGUUGACCUUCACUACCGCCACUUUUGCACAGACGAAGUUCGGUAGCACUAAACUCAAGACGAGCAGCAAGAGGGCUAACAGAAUGUCGCCCACCGAAUUCUCCAACUACAUAAAGCAACGCGCCAUUCAACAGCAGAUCCACCAUCACCACCAUCAUCCCCAUCAACAGCAGCAGCAACAACAGCAACAACAACCAGGACUCCCAACAUCCCAAACAUCACCAAGCAGCCGCAGUCUCUCCCCAGGCGUACAAGGACACUCGGACCCAAGUGCAUACUUUUUACAACACACACCAACCUACAUAAACCCCACACAAUUCCCACAUCGCAAUCUCUUUGAUUCAUCAGCACACAGUGCGGCCGCCGCAGCAGCCAAUGGCGGCUAUCUUCCAGCAGAUAUUUACACAAGCACCAAAUUCCCCACAUCCUAUCUCGAUCCAACGAUUGGACAUCAAUUCUACGGUACAAUAAACAGUGCAGCAACACAACAGACAAAUUUGGCUGUUGGCUCCGGAAAUAAUGUCACUAGUGGGUCAAAUUUAACACAACAACAACAGCAGCAGCAACAACAACAGCAACAACAACAACAACAACAGGAUAAAACAACAAAUCUAGUCGAUGGUCUUAAUAAUUUUGGCCUUGGUUCGGUAGUCACACCAUAUCCGGCAAAUCAAUAUCAACAUCUUCUUGUGGCCAAUUAAUACUCCGCAAAACUAUCAGUAGCACGAGAUGUAAGCAACUCGUUUUACUCGUUUUCGGUGGUCUAAUAUUACUAUCCUCCCACUACCCACCCCCUACCCCUUUUCCCAAGUAAGAGAAAAGCAACCAAAAAAUUGUUAAUUGAGAGAAAAAAAGUUUAUUGUCUAUGAAGGAGAGAAAGAGAGGGAAUGAGUGUGAGAGUGUGUGUAUGGGAGAGAGAGAAAGAGAGACUAAUUGAGAGAGUGUGCGAGUGAUUGUGUUUUACCUCUUUGUCCAAACAAACUCUACCUAAAAAUCCCUUUGACUACCUCGAUAAAUAGAGACCAUAAAAGAGGUCUUCCCUUGUAUUCCUAAAUGGCCUCGUUUUGCGAAAUAACAUACAAUUGUUCUAAGAUCGAAAAAUAUUGCAUUCGACUCUAUGGGCGCAUUCACUUUUUUGUAUAUUUAAAUCGAUUAUUUGAUUAUUUUAUGAUAGUGAAUAGUUGAAUUUUUAUUGUGGAGAGAGCUUUAGGGUUGAUUCCGCUGGGUUCGUGUUGUGGGGAGACCUUUAUGGUUUUUUCUCUGGGUUACUAGUUAAAUUGGUAUUGUGGAGAGACCUUUAAGGUUAGUUUCGCUGGGUGACUAGAUAAAUUCCCUUUGUGGAGAGACCAUUAAGGAUACUACCGCUGGGUGACUAGCUAAAUUCGUAUUGUAGAAUAACCGUUAAGGUUGUGUUUCGAUGGUUGACUAGCUAGUUUCCUAUUGUGGAGGUACCUUUAUGAUUAAUUCCGCUGGGUGACUAGCAAACAUUGUCAUUGUGGAAAGACCAUUAAGGAUACUUCUCUAGGUGACUAGCUAAAUUCCUUUGUGGAAAGACCAUUAAGGAAACAACCCCUGGGUGACUAGCUAAAUUCGCAUUGUAGAAUAACCGCUAAAGUUGUUUCUCAAUGGUUCACUAGCUAUUUUUCUAUUCUGGGGAUACCUUUAUGGUCAUUUCUGCUGGAUUACUAGCAUAAUUCGCAUUGUAGAACGACCAUUAAGGAUACUCCCGCUGGGUGACUAGCUAAUUUUAUAUUGUUGAGAUACCUUUACGGUUACUUCCGCUGGGUGACUAGAAAAAUUUGUGUUGUGCGGAGAUCCUUAAGGUUUUCUUACUGGGUGACUAGUUAAAUUGGUAUUGUGGAGAGACCUUGAAGGUUAAUUUGCUGGGUGAAUAGCUAAAUUCUCAUUGUAGAAAGACUAUGAAUGUUUUUUUCGAUGGUUGACUAGCUAAUUCUCCUAUUGUGGUAAUAAUCUUUAUGGUUAUUUCUUCUGGGUGACUAACUAAAUUCGCAUUGUCGAAAGACCUUUAAGGUUACUAGCGCUGGGAGACUAGAUAAAUUUGUAUUGUGGAAAGACCUUGAAAGUUGUUCCUGAUGGGUGGCUAGCUAUUUUCACAUUGUGGAAAUACCUUUAAGGCUACAAUCGCUGUGUGAUUACCUAUAUUUCCAUUGUGGAAGUACCUUUAUGGUUAUUUUCUCUAGGUGACAAGCUAAAACGCAUUGUGAAGAAACCUUUAAGGUUAUUAACACUAAGUAACUAGCUAAAUUCUUAUUGUGGAGUGGCCUUUUAUGAUACUUCCGCUGAGUAACGAUUUGAUUUUAUAUUGUGGGGAAACCUUUAAGUUCAAAAUUUUACACUUGUAAAAAAAUAGAAAUUUCGAAUAAAAAGUCGCUUUUCAGAAGUUACUUUUCUUAAGUUCGUCUUGUAAAAAGACCUUUAAGGCCCAAUACGCAAGGCAACAUCCCAAAUGCGACAGUAAAUGCUUCAUUUUUUCCACCUACCCAACCUUGCUAGAAGCAAUUUUCUUAAAUUUCGUCAUUCAAUUUUCGGGAUUUGGCAAAAAUGUCAAAAAACAAUUCUUUCAGCAAUGUUAGGUAGUUGACAAGAAAGUUGAGAAUUUCCUUCAACAAGGUUGGGUAGUUGAUAAAAAAAAUUAAGAAUUUUAUUCAGCAAGGUUAAGAAGUUGACAAAAAGGUUGAGAAUUUCGUUCAGCAAAGUUGGAAAGUUGACAAAAAAGUUAAAAAAAAUUUCAAUCAGCAGGGUUAGGAAGUUACGCUAGGAAAGUUUAGAGUUAUCUUCAGCAGGGUUGGGUAGUAAAGAACAAAAAUUGAGAAUUUCGUUCAGCAGGGAUGGAAAGUUGAAAAAAAAGUUAGAAAAAUUUGAACAGCAGGGUUGGGUAGUUAAGAAGAAAAAUUGAGAUUUUCGUUUAGCAAGGUUGGGAAGUUAACAGAAAGAAUUAAGAAUUUCAAGGUUGGAAAGUUUGACAAAAAAGUUAGAAUAUCUUUAAGCAGGGUUGGGUAGUUAACAAAAAAAGUUAAGAAUUUCGUCCAGCAGGGUUGGAUAGUUAACAAGAAAAUUGAGAGGGUUGAGAAGUUAACAAGAAAGUUGAGAAUAUCCUUCAGCAGGGCUGGGAAUUUAAUUUAAAAAAUUGAGAAUUUCGUUCAGCAGAGAUGGAAAGUUGAAAAUGAUGGUAGAAAAUUUUAAUCAGCAAGGUUGGGAAGUUGGAAAUAUCUUUCAGCAGGGUUGGGUAGUUAAUAAAAAAAGUUGAGAAUUUCGAUCAGCAAGGUCGGGAAGUUGCCAGGAAAGUUGAGAAUAUUCUUCAGCAGGGAUGGGUAGGUAAUAAAAAGUUAGAAAAUUUUGAACAGCAGGACUGGGAAUUUGCUAGGAAAGUUGGGAAUAUAUUCCAGCAGGGUUGGGUAGUUAACAAAAAAAGUUGAGAUUUUCUAUCGGCAGGGUUGGGUAGUUAAAAAAAGGUAAAAAUUUCUAUUAGCAAGGUUGGGAAGUUUGCCAGAAAAGUUGAGAAUAUGCUUCAGCAGGGUUGGGUAGUUGAAAAGAAAAAUUGAAAAUUUGGUUCAGCAGGGGUGGGUAAUUAAAAAAUGUUGAGAAUUUCGUCCAGCAAGGUUGGGAAGGUGACGAAAAUUGAAAUUUUCGUUCGGCAGGGUUGGGCAGCUAACAAAAUGGUUUAAACUUUCGUUCUGCAGGGAUGGGUAGUUAAAAUAUGUCAACCCUGCAUUUUCUGCCUAAGGCUGCGUUCACAAUGGAACUUUUUAGUUUCGACAGUCACAAUAACAUAAUUUUGAACUUAAUCCACAGAAUUCAUUGGAAAAAAACUAAAAAUUUUCAUUGUAGACCAGACACAAGGAAAAAGAAAGAAAACCAAACCAUAAAAUCGAUAUUAAUUAUUGUACAUUUGUAAAUAUUGCCUCCUUUUUUAUUUUUGUGAUAAAAAGAAAAUCUUUUCCUAAUUUUAAUACCAAAUAGUAAAUUAAUUUUAAUUUUUCAAGAGAGAGAGGGGGGAAAUUAAAUUACAAAAAAAAAAAAAGUGAAUGAACCGCUCACAUAGUCGAUGAAAAAUAAUAAGCGAAGCCACGCACGUUAUCGCAUCGUCGAUUCCUUUUUUCUCGAGUCGACGACUCAACGAUCUCAGUUUUGGAAGAGAAUUGAUACCGAGUGUUAUAUAUAUAUAUAUAAAUAAAAAAAAGCAUGUAUAUAUAUACCAAAAAAAAAAAAAAAAAUAAGUAUGUUAAACGAAUGCAAAAAAGACGCGUGGUGCUCCCAUUAAGCGAGUGCCCCCCGCGAAAAAAAAACAAAAAACCAUCUGUCUGUAUUUAAAUAAGAGAGAAAAAUAAAAAAAAAAAAACUCCUUCGACUAUUUGCGGGCAAAAAAAAUACUUCGUGGCGUUUAUUUAAUACAAAUGGUUGGUGAGAAGAUGGUUACGCGAUGAUGCAUGGUACUUAUAAUCGACACUCUAGAUGUAUACGGUAAAAAUUAAAAAAAAAAAAAAAAAAAAAAAAUUGUCGAAACUCUGUCUCCAUGCGCUCUGAUGCGGACCAAGCGCCAAAAAAUAAAAAACGCCAACCUUUGGAAACAGCGACACAGAUAAAAAAAAUUACCAACGUGUAAUAAUAAUUUAUUUUUUCACUGGUAUAGUCGGAAAAUAACGAUAUAUCUGUAGAGAGCCUACGUAUGAUAUAAUGCAAAUGCACUUACUUCGGCGAGUUUUUCCAGAACGGUAGAAACUCAGCUGAAUUAAAAAUUGUGUUUGGAGAAAAAAAAACCCGAAGAUUGACUUGUCGAGUGACGCGCAUCAAAAAAAAAAAGGAAUCUUCUGUCCUAGAUGAAGAAAAAAACUGAAGGUGCAAUAGAUGUCGCGUCCUGACAAUAUAAAAAGUGAAUUUUCCCCCAAUAAGACCAUAAAAAAAAGUGCGUAAAAAAAAGUGUAGUUUAAUUUAAAUAAAAAAAAGAAUGUUUGGAUGAAAAAAAGACAGACAGGGAUUCUCUAAAUAAUAUGCGCAAAAUGACUCCGAAAUUAUAGUCGUUUCGCGUAUUUUAAACGCUUAGUUUUGUACCGUUCAUAAAACUCGUCUUUGGUACGAUUUUACAUUUUAUUUUUAUAAUAAUGCAGUAGACGUAGAGUGGUGUGUUCGUAGUAACGUAAGUGGCGCUGUUGUACCUUUCCUUUCUUGCGCG
Molecule: messenger RNA, 6740 nt
Organism: Leptopilina heterotoma
Lineage: Eukaryota; Metazoa; Arthropoda; Insecta; Hymenoptera; Figitidae
Product: protein Tob1-like
Exons: 3
Coding region: 850-2250 (466 amino acids)
Biological process (GO): regulation of gene expression
Cellular component (GO): cytoplasm; nucleus
Molecular function (GO): transcription corepressor activity
Source: RefSeq, a predicted model, not a curated record